ACGGCAGAAUCACCGGACGCCUCCUCCCAUUCCCACGAGAUCCGACUCCUACCGAAGCCCCCACGUCGGCCACCGGCGCGGCAGCUGGCUCCGCACCCGCAGGCCGCGACGCGCGCGCGGGGUAGAGGGAGGGAUGGGGUGGGGCACGGUGGUUUACGAGGGCGCGGUGGUCGGUUCGUCGCUGGUGGGGCUGGGCUGGGCGGGGCUGUGGUUCCUGAACCGGCGGCUGUACAAGGAGUACGAGGAGCGGCGGGUGCUGGUGCAGAUCCUCUUCGGCCUCGUCUUCGCCUUCUCCUGCAACCUCUUUCAGCUCGUCCUCUUCGAGAUCCUCCCCGUCCUCUCCAAGCACGCGCGCUUCCUCAACUGGCACCUCGACCUCUUCUGCCUCAUCCUUCUCCUCGUCUUCGUCCUCCCGUACUACCACUGCUACCUGCUGCUCCGCAACUCAGGGGUGAGGAGGGAGCGGGCGUUGCUCACCGCCUCGUUGUUCCUGCUGGUUUUCCUGUACGGAUUCUGGCGCAUGGGGAUUCACUUCCCCAUGCCCUCCCCGGAGAAAGGAUUUUUCACAAUGCCGCAGUUGGUCAGUAGGAUUGGCGUGAUAGGAGUGAGUGUCAUGGCUGUGCUUUCAGGUUUUGGUGCUGUGAAUCUGCCGUACAGCUAUCUGUCUCUCUUUAUCAGGGAAAUUGAAGAAAUAGACAUAAAAAAUUUGGAACGACAGCUGAUACAAUCCAUGGAAACAUGUAUUGCUAAGAAAAAGAAAAUUAUUUUGUCCCAAAUGGAGAUGGAGAGGAUUCAAGGAUCAGAAGAGAAGCUAAAGGCCAGAUCGUUUCUAAAGCGUAUAGUGGGAACAGUUGUUCGAUCCGUGCAGGAAGAUCAAACUGAACAAGAUAUAAAGAACUUAGAAGCAGAGGUCCAGGCACUGGAAGAGCUUUCCAAACAGCUAUUCCUUGAGAUAUAUGAACUCCGACAAGCUAAGAUAGCUGCUGCAUAUUCUCGAACGUGGAGAGGACAUCUUCAGAAUCUACUUGGAUAUGCCUUGUCAGUGUAUUGUGUUUAUAAGAUGCUCAAGUCCUUGCAGAGUGUAGUCUUUAAAGAGUCAGGCUCUGUGGAUCCUGUAACGAUGACAAUCACAAUUUUCUUGAGGCAUUUUGACAUUGGCAUUGAUGUUGCACUUUUAUCACAGUACAUAUCUUUGAUGUUCAUCGGAAUGCUGGUUGUCAUAUCGGUUCGAGGUUUCUUGGCAAAUGUUAUGAAGUUCUUCUUCGCUGUUUCUAGAGUUGGGAGUGGCUCGACAACCAAUGUCGUCCUUUUCCUAUCAGAGAUCAUGGGCAUGUAUUUCAUAUCAUCCAUCCUUCUUAUAAGGAAAAGCCUGGCAAAUGAGUAUAGGGUGAUCAUUACGGAUGUUUUGGGUGGUGAUAUUCAGUUUGACUUCUACCACCGCUGGUUUGAUGCUAUAUUUGUGGCGAGUGCGUUCCUGUCCUUGCUUCUGAUUUCAGCCCAAUACACCACCCGGCAAACUGAUAAACAUCCAAUUGAUUGAUGCAUCUGUCCCACUUGUGCAUAUUGUCCUUCAACCACUAUUCGUCCGAGGUUGACCCAUUUUUUCGACCACAGUUUUGGAAGGUUCUGUUUCUUCAUAGACCCACAUACACAGUUACAGAACAUAGUACAUUAGCUAACAUGAAUGCGUCUCUUUACUGUGGAGUAUGCUUCCCAAUCAUCAUUUCUUCAUGGUUAACAGUUCCUCCGUAUGGAAGUUUCUAGUCUGCUGACCGUGCUGUACUGCUAUACGUAGCAGUUAUCCGAAUUUUGUGCAGGUGAUAUUGCAAUGGGACCUACUGUAGUGUUGUGUUCAGACAAAGUAUUUUUUUAUGAAAUCAAGUGAGGAACCCAGAUUAGGAAUGGUGUAUGACGUUGUAAAAUAGCUUAAGACUAAUUUUCUAGCGCGGUAUGGGUUUGAUGUAUUGCUAUUCUUUUGGCUGUUACAUGUGUAACAUUUGCGACAACUUCAAAAGGUACAUACUAUCACAUUUAUGUGACCACUUUCUUGGGGGAGUAUGCGUCUUGUGCUGAAUCUCUGUAUGUAACUGAAUUGAUCUGUAAGAUAAAUUUAUUACACCGGCGAUAGUCUUGUUCAUGAUAA
Molecule: messenger RNA, 2143 nt
Organism: Phragmites australis (common reed)
Lineage: Eukaryota; Viridiplantae; Streptophyta; Magnoliopsida; Poales; Poaceae
Product: GPCR-type G protein COLD1
Exons: 13
Coding region: 134-1540 (468 amino acids)
Biological process (GO): response to abscisic acid
Cellular component (GO): membrane
Molecular function (GO): abscisic acid binding
Source: RefSeq, a predicted model, not a curated record